Molecule: messenger RNA, 1745 nt
Organism: Centruroides sculpturatus (bark scorpion)
Lineage: Eukaryota; Metazoa; Arthropoda; Arachnida; Scorpiones; Buthidae
Product: stress response protein NST1-like
Exons: 1
Coding region: 96-914 (272 amino acids)
Source: RefSeq, a predicted model, not a curated record
UUAAUCUGUAUUCGAUUGUAACAUGUGCGUUUAAACUCGUGAGUGGUGAUUGUGUAAAUAAGAAGGUAAAUUUACAAGCAUUUUUGUUAAAAAGUAUGAAUACUCCGUUAACAAAUGGAAAUAAUAUAACUUCACUAACAGAAAGUAUUAAUCAUAUAAUGAUUAAACAGAAAAUCAUUCAAACAGAUAAAGUUAUUAAACAAUAUAGUUUCAAGUGCAAAGAAAAUGAAGUUCAGAAGAGAAAAUUGGAUAGUAUGGAUGAAUUAUUGGAACAGCUUCGUAAAGACUGUACAAAAUAUGAAAAUGAACUAAGUCAAGUCUUACAAGAAUUAGAACCUCUUAAAAGUAAGUGGACUGCUUUGAAAGAUGAAAACAGCAAACAAGUAGAAAGUAUAAAAUUACUGGAAGAGAAACUAUCGUCUACAGAUAAAUUAGUGAAAGAAUAUAAUUCUCAGUUAAGGAUUAGAAGAGAAGAACGUUCAGAGCAAGCGCGGAAAAAAACAGAGACAUUAGAAAAAGAAAAUGAAAGGAAACAAAAAGAAAUAGAAACAGCUAAAGAAAGAUUACAAAAAGAGAAAAUUUCUACUUGUAAACUAAGCAAGAAAUAUAAAAUAGCCUUAAAACAUUUACUAAGAUUCGGCAUGAUGCUUAAGAAACAAAAUUUGUUAAGCCAGUUCGAUACAAAAGUCCUUCACAAUUCUUACGAAACAUAUAUGAAUAGUGAUUUUGAUAUGUUAGAUUUUAAGUCAUCUGAUGAGACAGAGGGAAAAGAUGCUGCAAUAAGUAAUAAUGAUGAAGUUAAAGAUGAUUUCUCUAAUUGUUUGUUAGAAAGUGAUGAUGAAAUGAUAGAUGUUCCUGAAGAUGAACAUUUAGGUAAAAAGGUAGAAAAAUGUAUUUCACCAGUGAGUUUCUAAUUUUUCUAGUAUAUUCUUCAUUAUACAUUUGUAAUAAUCAUAUAAAACUUGAAGACAUUCUAUUAUGUAAUGUAUUUAUCUUCUUGAAAUUCUUUAUUCACAUUUCUAGAAGUUUACUGCUUCUACUGAAGAAACUUCCACAAACUUAUCUUCAAUAUCAUUAAAAUUUAUUAAAUUUUCUUUUGACACUUCCAUAUCAGCUUCUUACUUUAAGUUACAUCAAACAUAACUGUUUUAUAAUUAUAUGACUAUCUUCAUCUUCAUCAGUAAGCAUUAGAAUAAUUUCUCUAGCAUAGGAGUGGGCAAUUAUUUUUUCGAAAGGCCAAAUGAGAAGAAACCUGAGUGGCCAAAUCAACAAUAAUCUGAACUUAACUAUAUUCAGUUAUAAUUUUCUCCAAUUGUAAAGAGCAUUAAAUAAUAUAUUUUUGAUUAUGCUACUGGUAAUCAAAAGACUAAGGAUAUUCUAUUACAAUAAUAGUGAUGUGGCUGAAGUUUUCAUCUUUAAAACGUGAACGUUGAGCACCACUAGCUUGUAAGCGGUGCUUGACAUUUUACAUUUAUGUUUUAGAGAUGAAAAUUUCGGCUGCAACCUCUCUAUUGAUAUAAAAUUGUGGAAUGAAUCAAAAAUACAAUAAACAAUAAUUAUAUCAGUAUUUUAUUUUUUCAACACAACUCAGAAAUACUGAAUAGUUGUUUUGUAAAUGUAAGCCAUUAAUUAAUUUAAUAAAAAUCGAAUAAAUCCUUUAGAUCAGUGGUCCCCAACCCCCGGGCCGCGGACCGGUACCGGUCCGUGGAUCAAAUGGUACCGGGCCGCCCAAGGAACAUUAAAUU